AUGCAAGUUCCAGAAAUCAAUCGCCAGAGAUGUCUUGACUUACUUUCGAGGUUGGUUCAAAUCAAGAGUUACUCCCAGACAGAUGGGGAGCUCGAGGCGACCAGCUUUAUGGCAGAACGAAUGGAGGAAAUUGGCCUAGAAACCGAGUUAAUACCUUUCGACGAAGGGAAGCGACAGAAUGUUGUGGGAGUCUGGAAAGGAUCGCAGGUCAAGAACUUUCACAAAUCAGAACAACCAAAGUCUCUUCUAUUCAAUGGCCACUUGGACACCAAUCCUGUUAGCGAAGGAUGGACGAUAGAUCCUUGGGAAGGCAAAGUCGACAAUGAUUUUGUUUAUGGCAUCGGAGUAAGCAACAUGAAGUCAGGAUGUGCCGCCUAUUAUUGUGCUGUAGAGACGCUCAAAGCUAGUGGUUGGCGACCAAGAGCAGAUGUCACUCUCACCUACGUUGUUGGAGAACUGCAAGGGGGUGUUGGAACCAUGGCAUUGAUAGAGCAAGGCAAAAUCCAAGCCGAUUAUUUCAUCAACUGUGAGCCAUCGGAUAUUAAGGCUGUGACUAUGCAUGCAGAGUGUCUGGUCUUCGAGAUUCGACUUAUUGGUAUCACGAGACAUAUGUCAGCCCGCGAAGAAGCGACCGAUGCGAUUCUGGCUGCAUGUCAACUUAUUCCUUUACUCGACAGCAUGGUAUUUAGUGAUUCAAGAAGCGCGGAGCAUCUCAAAUGCAACCGCUGCCAGGUUGGAAUUGUGCAUGGAGCUUUGGGAAAAGAUUUUGUAGAGUGGCGUCCAGCUCAAGUUGCAGAUGUCUGUAAACUCUCUGGCAGCGCGAGAUACGCACCUGGUCAGACUCAGGAUGGAGUGAUGAAAGAUAUCAGCGCGUUGAUGAAGAACACGCUUGUUGGAUUUCCGGGCAUGAAAUAUGAGCUUGAACAAAGAUUUGAGCCGACCAUGCCAGCGUUCGAGGUAUCUCCAGACUCCAGAAUUGUUAAGUCAUUGAAUCAUGCGUAUCACAGUGUCCGGCAAGUAGAUCAACCUACAGGCGUUAUUGCACCAACUUGUUUCUACGGUUCGGAUGCGGGCCAUCUCUACAAGCGUCUCGGUAUGGAAGGUAUUGUUUGUGGUCCAGGUGGAAAAUAUAACACUCGACCUGAUGAGAAGUUUACGACACCUGAUAUGAUGAUUGCGGCAACACAAGAAGAAGCGGAACAGCUCAUGCUGAGUAGUCCUACUGUCUCUAAUCUACGACAUUGGUCGAAGGAGUACAGUUUACGACCUCAUCUCGCCGGAGAUUUGGCUCAUGCAGAAACCAUUCGGGAUUUGUGGCAAUCAUAUGGUGUUGACACAAAACUCGUUCAAUACGAUGUUCUUCAAAACUUUCCAAUACACGCGUCUUUGAAGCUGCAUACGCUUUCAGGAAAUGGGGAUAUUGCGUUUGAAGCAAGUCUGACAGAAGACAGUCACGAAGAAGACCCAACAUCAUCCCCGAGCAACGGGCUCCCAGCAUUUCACGGCUUCAGUGCCAACGGCAAUGUUUGCGCCUCUUUGAUCUUCGCCAAUUUCGGCACUCUUGCCGAUUUUCAACUCCUGGCUUCGAAAGGCGUCGACAUAGAAGGUAAAAUCGUGAUAUGUAAAUACGGGAAAGUAUUCCGCGGUCUAAAGGUGCGAGCAGCACAACAAUUUGGUGCCAUCGGAGUAAUCAUCUACAACGAUCCCCAGGAGGAUGGCGAAAUAACUAUUGCAAAUGGCUACAAACCUUAUCCCGAUGGACCAGCUCGACAUCCAACAAGCAUUCAGCGAGGAAGUGUUGACUUCUUCUCCGUUGCUGUUGGGGAUCCGACAACUCCGGGAUAUGCGAGUUUGCCGGGUGAAAACGUAGAGCGCCAAAAUCCAGAACAUGCCAUUCCAAAGAUACCUUCUUUGCCAAUCUCUUAUGCUGAUGCAACGCCGUUCUUGGAAGCACUGAAUGGAUGUGGACUUUUACCGGAGGACGUUGGUGGUGAGAAUGGAGAAUGGAAAGGCUGCCUGGAGGGUAUUGAAUAUCGAACUGGACCGUCUGUUGCCAAAGUUAGCCUGGUCAACCAAGGGGAUUAUCGUAUAUCUCCAAUUUACAAUGUCAUUGGGACAAUUGAGGGGGAGACAGACGAGAUGGUGAUGUUGGGAAAUCACCACGACUCUUGGUGUUGUGGAGCUAUCGAUCCAAUUAGUGGUAGUGCGGCAAUGAAUGAAGUUGUAAGAGGUCUUGGAACACUUAUUGCAUCUGGUUGGAAACCAUUUCGAAAGAUUGUUCUCGCAUCCUGGGACAACGAAGAGUAUGGACUUGUAGGUUCAACCGAAUAUGGCGAAGAUCAUGCUUUGGAGAUUAGCAAGACCUGCGUGGCAUAUCUUAACGUCGACGAAUCUACCAACGGCGGAGCAAUCCUCGGAGCAACUGGAAGCCCAUUGCUCGCUCAUUCGCUUAUAGAAGUAAUGCAACAAAUUCCAUCGCCCUUGGAAGAAGGCAAGACUGUGUAUUCUGACUGGCUGAGUCAUGGUACUAAAGAUUAUGGCGAGCAAGAUGAUGCAAUUGGGGUGAUUGGAACUGGCAGCGAUUACACUGUGUUCUUCCACCACCUCGGGAUUCCAUCUAUUGAUCUACUGUUCAAUCGAAAGGGGAGUGGAGUCUAUCCUUAUCAUUCGAAUUACGACAGCUUUCUUUGGGUUGAGAGGUUUGGAGAUCCAGGAUUCAAAAAACAUCUAGCAAUAGCCCGCCUCUGGGGUCUCAUGGCCGUGCGAUUGGCCGGAAUUCCUCUUCUGAACUUUCGCGCUCACUCCUACGCCCUGUCCCUCCAAUCUCACCUUCUCGGGCUUCAAAAACUCUCAACUCCGGGCUUCAAUACUACAAGACUGUCAAGCGCACUCUCUAAUUUCUCAUCCGCAACGAAAAGUCUUGACACUCUCGCCGAAAAUCACGCGAACUCACGGUCUCCUAGCGCAAGCACUAUCGCAAAAAUCAACAAACGUUACCGUGAACUUGAAAAAGCAUUCCUCCUGGAAAAAGGACAAGGCCUCCCUGGCCGACCGUGGUAUAGACAUCUGGCAAGUACUCUGAACCCUUCGGCAUCCCGCACUAAGAAGGAAAGUCGAUCUAACGCACAUGUAGAUUUUUGCGCCAGGGCUGUGGGCGGGAUAUGA
This is a messenger RNA of Glarea lozoyensis ATCC 20868, 3165 nucleotides long. Its product is annotated as PA. The coding region runs from base 1 to 3165 and encodes 1054 amino acids. Lineage: Eukaryota; Fungi; Ascomycota; Leotiomycetes; Helotiales; Helotiaceae. Gene Ontology annotation, molecular function: carboxypeptidase activity. The record is from RefSeq and is a predicted model, not a curated record. The transcript is spliced from 6 exons.